AAACAGUAUUUACGAUACACCAACGGCUUCAGAAAAAGUGAUUGUCUCUAUAAACGUAGCUAUUAUAUUGAACUUUAGAUCGACAACGAUAAGAACGAAACAUGAACGUUCAUGUGGAAAAGUGACGGUAUCUGGACAUUUUACAGACCAUUUUUCAAAAAUCAGCACAACUCAAACGUUUUUGAAAAAUCAGGACGGUCUCUCAAAAUCAGGACAAAUCCUGAAAAAUCAGGACACCUGGCACCUCUGACCGAAACGCGUGUCAAGGAACAAGAAAACUUCAAGAAGAAAAAUUUUCCUCCUCCGAACCAGACGCUUUUUCUUCCAAAAUUUUGGAUUUCUUCCGAAUCUAUUUGGAAGUGCAGCAUAACGGACCAUAAAAUCAAGGUACGAACAAUGUCAGAUGAUGAAACAUUCAAGGCAACUCCAGCAUUUUCGAAGAGAAAUAGAAUGCUUCUAGCCGAACUACCAUCCCUUGCCGAUCCUUCCGAGCACCAUGCGGGUGCCGGAGGUUGUUCCGGAAACUCUGAACGGCAUUCCGUUAUGGAGCACAUCAUACAUUCCCGGCUCAAAUUUCUUCAGACAGGAACGGUGUGGUCAGUUAGUGCUGAACAGGUUCGGCUUUCACCAAGAAAGGCAAUAAAAUGCUCAUAAAAUGUAAGUUAAUUUGCAAUAAAAUGUAUAAUAUUUUGAAGUGAUAA
This is a messenger RNA of Uranotaenia lowii, 701 nucleotides long. RefSeq lists its product as uncharacterized. The record is from RefSeq and is a predicted model, not a curated record. Bases 112 to 654 code for a protein of 180 amino acids. NCBI's taxonomy places the organism in Eukaryota, Metazoa, Arthropoda, Insecta, Diptera, Culicidae. The transcript has 3 exons.